Molecule: messenger RNA, 999 nt
Organism: Trichosporon asahii var. asahii CBS 2479
Lineage: Eukaryota; Fungi; Basidiomycota; Tremellomycetes; Trichosporonales; Trichosporonaceae
Exons: 1
Coding region: 1-999 (332 amino acids)
Source: RefSeq, a predicted model, not a curated record
AUGGAGACGCCGAACACGCGCAGCACCCGGCGGCGGAAACGGCCCGACGACACACCAGGCAGUCAAGGCUCUCAGCCCAACUCUCAGGAGGGUAGCGGCAUCACCUGGUCUCGCGACACGGAGCUGCUCGACACGGUGCUUGCCGGUCCCUCACGUCCCCUACCGCUACCGUCACCGACGCAGCGUCCGCGCGCGUUCUCUUCGCGCUCAACGAGUGGCCCUCGCAAGCGACCGUGCCGCGUUCGCUCUGCAACGCCCUCACUAAGCUCGAACUCGCUCUCGACAAGCCCUUGGACGUCCUUAUCAACGAACGUAUCGUCAAGAUCGACGGAGGGGAAGGCAGCCUACGACGGGAAGAGGUUAGACGAGCUCCUGGAGCAAUUCGACCUGUUCCGUACCCCGUCAUCCAGCUCAGCGCGCAGUCAAAGACAACCGCUCGGAGAACGCACGAAUCGGAUCCAGGCUGCACAGAGUCUGCCGAACGUCAAGACGCAAGCAGUCAAGACCAAGAAGGACGUGAAGCCUGUUAUCGCGCGUGAGCCUGUGAGGGGCACGCCAGUCGGCAGUGCGCAGAGUCUGCCCGACGUCCAGUCCGAUCUCCGCGCGCUUGCAAACAAUGCUCGUCCUCCGGCCUUACCCCGCGUUCAGCCUAGAGUGAAGAAGGAACCAGAGGAGGUCGACCCGCGCCGGCCCUUCCGCACGCCAUGGGCCAAGCCGCCGGGCGUCUCGCCAUCAACAAGCGCCGCGGUCAGCACGCCCGUCCGCUCAUCGCCGAGACGCAAGCCGCCUGUUGAUUACAGUCCCCGUUCGCUCCGUGCCCCUGCUGCGCGCGCGACACCAUCGCGCCUGCGGCAAGCACACCCGCCCCCACUCCCGCCGCCCGAGGAGCAAAUGCCCAGUUCCGAGGGCGACACGAGCGUCGACUCGUUCGACAUGCUCCUGAACGAGGGCGGGGAUGACGUUCAGGACCUCUUCUCGAUGAUGGACGCGUACUCGUAG